Balaenoptera ricei (Rice's whale) is the source of this 2166-nucleotide messenger RNA. RefSeq names its product spermatogenesis associated 21 (gene SPATA21). The annotation marks the transcript as partial. The transcript is spliced from 13 exons. NCBI's taxonomy places the organism in Eukaryota, Metazoa, Chordata, Mammalia, Artiodactyla, Balaenopteridae. Gene Ontology annotation, molecular function: calcium ion binding. The record is from RefSeq and is a predicted model, not a curated record.
GGUACCCUCAUUGGCCCUGGCACAACGGACAACAGAAACACCCAGAUGUACGUGGAGUGUAGGAUCAAGGCUCCAGAGGCCCAGCCAAGUCCUGGCCUGAGGACUGCCAGAAACAGGGCUGGUGUUGAGCCCACCAUAUCAGAAGUCAGACAGGUUGUGUUUCCAGAUGCUGAAGGGAUAGACAGUGGGAAGCAGCCCUCAUCAGCACCAGGAGGGCCAGAGGACGGACCCAGACACAGAGAGGCAUCAGAGGAGGGGUCUCCGGAGCUCAGCACCCAGGAGCAGAUGCCUCCGGCGGGGCCAAGGAUGAAGCAGUCAUCUUUGGCCCCCCAGGAAGGGCCCGGGGAGCUGCAAGCAGGCCAGGAUCAGGCCACGCCAGGAAGUGAGCUGGAGGUGCUGCCCUCCAGGGUCCCUGCAGCACAGGAAAGGCUGCAGCAGCAGAGCUCAUGGAAGGAGACCGAGGACCAAGAGGGGAGCCAGCAGAACCUAGGGACCGUGGAGGGUCAGUUCCCCAAGAGCCGCCAGGACCCAGAGUGUCAGCCCCUCCCAGGUCACCUGGCCGCCAAUGAGUCAGACAUAGUGCAGCCAACAGAGCCUUGUUGCGCCUUGGACAGCCGUGGACAGCAACUGGGGGACAAGCCCCCCAAGGAAGUGGACACCCCACCCAUCAGGCCACAGGGGGCUCUGCCAGAGCCUGGCUCAGGGGGACAUGAGGACAGUUCCCAGGAAGCAAUGUCCCUAAUGCCCACGGCAACUCUGGAGGAAAAGACGGCCCACUCUUCCCCACCAUCUAUGCCAAGACCUAACACACCCAAAGAAAGGGACAAGGCUGUGGAGAUCCAGGCAGCACUGGGGCCUGUUCCUCCACCUGAGGCGAGGGACAUUGGAGAGAGGAGGGAGAUGGACCAUACUCAGAAGCAGCCUCAGGAGCCUGCGGGGGCCACGGGGGCCCAGAACCUUGGCAACCCCCGGCCGGGCUUCAUGAAGUGCUUGUUGGAGGUGGAAGAGGAGGAGGCCACACGUUGGAGUGUCACCAAGGCCUGCGCGCUGCCAAACCGGAAGUCCCCCAGGACCCUGGCCCCCGUGCUCGUCUCUGCCCCAGUUGGCAACUCAGCCCCAAUCCUGCCUCUGACCCUGCCUCAGACCCCUGCCUCGGCUCCUGCCAUGGCCCCAUGCUGGGCCCGACCGCCAGCCCCUGGGCCACUUCCUGCCCCCAUGGGAGCCCCAGCUUCAGUGCCCGUCACGGUCCUGCCGGUCCCUGCAUCAGACCUGGGCUGGAGAAGGACAGAACUUUUGCACCACAGCGGGGAGAGGAGCCUGAAUUACCCCAAGGCACGGCAGGAGCUGGAAGAACACUGCCUCCUGAAGGUGCGUCAGACCUGGGAGGAGAGGUCGGAAGAGCACCUCACACUGAAGCAAGAGGAAGCCUUCCGCAGCUACUUUGAGAUCGUCAGUGGUCAUGGCAAGGUGGAUGCACAGAGCCUGGAGAACAUCCUGCUCCGCGUGGGCAUCUCCCUGACGCCGGCCCAGGUGGAGGAUGCCCUGAGCAGUGCUGACAUCGAUGGAGACGGCCACGUGAACUUCAAAGACUUCUUGGCUGUGAUGACAGACACCAAGCGCUUCUUCUGCUCUGUGGAAGAGAAGGCCCUGACGGACACGGCUCCCCCAAACCCCCGCACUCUGCUCUUUGAGAUCCUGUCCCUGCUGGUGGAGAUGCUGGCCUUACCUGAGGCAGCCUUAGAGGAGAUCACCAGCUAUUACCAGAAGAAGCUGAAGGAAGGCGCCUGUAAGGCCCAAGAGAUGGAACCGGCCAUUGGCCGGCUGCGGUCCCGGAAGAAGCUUCCCUACAACCCGCAGCAGGCAGACACCUUGGAAGUCCCAGAACGAAGAGCCCUCAGGAUCUUGAGCCAGCUGAAGCAGCAGAACUAUGCUGCCAACCUGCAAAGCCCCUAUGCCCAGGUGCCUUGCAUCCCGCUCUGCCCGCGGCUGGACAAGAAUACGGUCCGCCGGAAGCAAGGCAGCCACUAUGUGCUGGAGCUGUGUACCCCCACCAGCCUGGGCCCUGACACCCGUAGCCUCUUCUUCCAGACUGGAUCUCAAAGAAGCAGGGAACCCAGCUCUGACAGCCGCAAGUGGCUCAGUUCUGUGCCGGCUCGAACCCACUGA